CACUGCAUAAGAAGGACAAGCGCGAUGAGAGGAAAAGAAUGGCGGGAAACCAAUUAUCUUCAUCCAUUUCCUGCUUAACUUCCAUCCACCACACCAAAUCGUGAAGUUUCAAAUUCCGGAUCCACAGAAGAAGACGAAGAACCACUAAAAUGCAUGCCAGCCAGUUCGACGGCAAUGCAGCCUUCUCCGGCGGCGGAUUCAUGCCUUCUCAGGCCACUCAGGGCCAUGACCAGCCCUUCUUCCCCUCCAAGAAUCGUGAUGCUCAGUCCUUGCUUCCUCUCACGAUCAAGCAGAUAAAAUACGCUGUUCAAUCAAAUGAUGAUAAAACCAAUUUGAUUAUCGACGGUGUCGACGUUAACAAUGUUACUCUUGUAGGAAGGGUGUGCAACAAAGCUGGAAGGGUUACUGAUGUUACUUUUGUACUUGAUGAUGGUACUGGAAGGAUUGAUUGUAACAAAUGGCUUCAGGAAGCUGCAGAAUCUAAUGAAGUGGAGAGUAUUAUCAUGGAUGGGGUGUAUCUGCGGCUACAUGGACAGUUGAAGGGUUUUCAGGGUAAAAGGACUUUAAAUGUUUUCUCUUUCAGGCCUGUGACUGACUUCAACGAGAUUGCCAGCCAUUUCAUUGAUUGCAUAUAUGUUCAUCUCUAUAAUUCCAGAUUACGGGCUAGUGUCCCUGUUCAGCAACAUGUUUCUAAUUCCACACAAAUUACUCCCACAAAAGGUUAUCAAGCUCAAGCUGUCCCACCAAAUCAAUUCUCUGGUCAACAAAACAAUGGUCAGAAUAGGAAUAGCCUUGAAAAUAUGGUUUUAGACGUUUUACUUCUUCCCACAAGCAGGGCAAAGGAGGAGGGAGUCUCUCAAGAUCUUAUUGCACAGCAUCUUGGAAUUCCAUUGGAUAAGCUCAUGCCGGCUAUUAAGAGUCUUGGUGAUGACGGUGCCAUUUAUGAAACUAUAGCUGAGCACUACAAGUCAAUCGUCGAUUGUUGAGAUCAUAUGGUGGACAGACAGAGACAUCAAUCUUGCCAGAGUAAGCUCAACUCUGCGCAACCUUGUACUUGUGAGUAUGAACUGGUGACAUAUUAAGGCUUGAUCAACUUGUCUCUCUUUUCCCUACUACUAAUGAGUAUGAACUGGUGACUACUAUAUCAUGACAUGAAAUGUAUCGCUACUGGUGUCAGCUGAGGCACGCAGUUUUUUUUUUUUUGGUCAAUCGCACGCAGUUAUCUUGUUAAGGACUAAGAAUCCUAGACAUCGAGGAGCCCAUGGGCUUCAUUGCAGUUUCGUUUAGAUCCUUUCGGACCAAGUAUUGGGCCCUAUUAAAUACUGCUACUCGUUGCAUAAUUGUUUUUUUAUUUUCCAAAAAUAUAUUUAGUCCUUGACUAUAUGUUUCAA
Molecule: messenger RNA, 1391 nt
Organism: Lotus japonicus
Lineage: Eukaryota; Viridiplantae; Streptophyta; Magnoliopsida; Fabales; Fabaceae
Product: replication protein A 32 kDa subunit B-like
Exons: 10
Coding region: 150-986 (278 amino acids)
Biological process (GO): nucleotide-excision repair; DNA replication; double-strand break repair via homologous recombination
Cellular component (GO): chromosome, telomeric region; site of double-strand break; nucleus
Molecular function (GO): DNA binding
Source: RefSeq, a predicted model, not a curated record